AGGCGGGAGGAGGGACACCGUUGGGAGGCUGUCCCCUCCCAGCACUCUCCUGGCUGGUGCUCCCAGGGGCCCCAGCCCGGGGAGGAUGGUGCACACAUGGGUGGCUGCUUUUGCAUCCCCGGGGAGCGGAGCCUGUCCUGGGGCUCAGGUAAAGACACUUCUUCCAAGGAUCCAACCAUAUCGAGUGAGUUUAUAUCAUCUGAAUGCAAGGAAAAAUGUUUCCUUCCACAGAACAUGAGUCCAGAUCUGACGCUCUCUUUCUGUGUGAAGAGCCGCUCCAAAAGAUGUGUAAAUGGCCUUUUGCAGGAAGCUGCCAGGAAGAGGCUCUGGGCUCUGGAGAAUGAGAACCAGGAGGUGCAGGCACUGUUUAAGGAUCUUUCAGCAAGGUUGGUGAGUAUCCAGUCCCAGAAGUCCCAGUUCCUCAUCACCUUCAAGACCAUGGAGGAAAUCUGGAAGUUCUCCACUUACCUGAAUUUAGGUUAUGUAUCCACCUGUCUGGAGCAUCUCCUUUUUGACCACAGUUAUUGGCUCAACUGCAGGUUGGUGGAAGAUACAGAGAUCCAAGUCUCAGUAGAUGAUAAGCAUCUGGAAACAAUAUACCUGGGACUCCUGAUACAGGAAGGCCACUUCUUCUGCAGAGCUAUGUGCUCAGUGGCUCAGCCAGUCGAGAAGGAAGGGGAGUGUUUAACAUUUUGCAAGAACGAGCUAAUCUCUGUGAAGAUCACUGAAGAGGAGGCUGAGUGGGAAGGUGUGUCCUUGGUGACGAGUCAGCGGGGCCUUGUGCCCAUGUCAGCCCUGGAGCCCCUGAUGCUCCCUUUCCACCAAUGGUUUCUGAAGAAUUAUCCAGGAAGCUGCGGCCUUUCCAGGAACAAGGAUUGGACAGGCUCCUAUCAGACCGGCAGAGGAAAAUGUAAGGCCAUGAAAGGUUAUGAGAGAGAAGAAGAGGAUGAACUGAGUUUCUGCCAAGGAGAAAACCUUGAGAUCAUUGGCUUUGUUAUACCUGGGCUUCAGUGGUUCCUUGGGAAGUCAACAAGCUCAGGAAAAGUGGGCUUUGUCCCCACCAGGAACAUAGAUCCUGAUUCUUAUUCCCCAAUGAGCAAGAACUCUGCCUUCUUCAGUGAUGAGGAAAGAUGCUCCCUGUGGGUGCUGGAAAGUGAGAGGAGAGCAGAGUGUUCCAGCUUCCUCCACAUGCUUGCUCACACUGAUAUAACAUCUGUUUACAGGCUUAGUGGAUUUGAAUCCAUCCAGAAUCUUCCAAAGGAUCUGAGUGCAUCCCAGCCUGAAGGGUUCAAGGAGGCCAGGCCUGGUGGAACCUGGGAGGAGCAUCAGGCUGUGGGCUCCACACAGUCCAGCAGCUCCGAGGACUCCAGUCCAGAGGAGGAACUCCUCUCAGCUGCCUCUGACAGCUAUCACUUGCCAGAGCCUGAUGACCUUGAUGACCCAGAACUGUUCAUGGACCUAAACACUGGUCAAGAAGAGGAGGAAGCUGAGGACUUUGUCACCAUAUUGGCUUUUCUGGAGCAUGAGGGUUAUGCUGACCACUUUAAGAGCCUUUAUGAUUUCUCUUUCUCUUUUCUCACUACUUCCUUCUAUAGCUUUUCUGAGGAAGAUGAGCUUGUGGCUUACCUGGAGGCCUCGAGGAAGUGGGCCAAACGGAGCCACAUGACUUGGGCUCAUGCCCGGCUCUGCUUUCUCCUGGGCCGUCUGAGUGUCAGGAAGGUCAAACUCUCUCAGGCCAGGGUUUACUUUGAGGAGGCUAUCUACAUUCUCAAUGGGGCAUUUGAUGACUUGCCAUUGGUAGCUGCUCUGUACAUCAAUUUGGCUGCCAUCUACCUGAGGCAGAGAUUGAGGCAUAAGAGCUCCACACUGCUGGAAAAGGCAGGGGCUCUAUUGGCCUGCCUACCUGACCGUGAGUUUACUGCCAAAAAUGAGCUCGAUGUGGUGGUCUACUUGCUGCGUCAGGCAAUUGUGGUGGGCAGUAACCCCCUGGAGGCCCGAGCCUGCUUUCUGGCCAUCCGAUUGCUUCUAAACCUAGGCCGGCAUGAGGAGGUCCUGCCCUUUGCUGAGCGUCUGAAGCUCCUCUCUGGACAUCCUUCUGCCUCAGAGGCUGUGACCAACAUCUUGAGUUUUCUGUACGACAAGAAAUAUCUUCCACACCUCGCAGUGGCUUCUGUUCAGCAAUGUGGUAAUCAAAGUGUCCAAGGGAUGUGUCUUCCUAUUUGGCAGGUCCAUCUGGUCUUCCAGAAUGUCAGCAAGCUCCUUGGUGUCCCUCUCUCAAACUGGGAUGAAGUUUCUGCUCUGGCCUGCCCAACACUUAGGCAAGCACUGGCUGCCUGUGAGGAACAGGCAGACCAGAGCAUCCAGAGGGCCCUAUGUCUCAUCCUGUCCAAAAUGUAUCUCCAACACAGGUCUCCUGAUGGUGCCAUCUACUACCUGAGCCAAGCCUUAGCACUAGGGCAGCUGCUGAGUGAGCUGGAAGCUUUUGAGUCAUCCCUCUGCCUGGCAUGGGCUUAUCUCUUAGCCAGCCAGGAGAAGAAGGCUUUGGAUAUCCUUGAGCCACUCUUAGGCUCCUUGAAGGACACAGAGAAUGUCACCCAGAAGGGAGUGGUUCAUAACCUCCUGGGACUGGCAUUUCAAAGUGAAGGCCGGGUGAAUAAGGCAGCUAAGAGCUAUCUCCGGGCCUUGAACAGAGCCCGGGAGAUGGGAAAUGUGCGUAACCAGGCAGUGACUCUGGCCAAUCUUGGCCAUCUGACCCUUAGGGCCUGGGCUCAGCAACCAGCCAGGAACUAUCUCCUGCAGGCCAUCAGACUCUAUUCUGAACUCCAGGCCAGCAAGGAGACAGACAUGGAAUUGGUGCAGGUACUACUCUGGUUGGCCCAAGUCCUGGUAUAUGGACGCCAGCUGGCCUGUGGCCGUCUUUGUUAUGAAAUGGCGUUGCUGUUUGGCUUAAGGCAUCAACACCUAAAGAGUCAGCUUCAGGUCACCAAAUCCCUCUGCCAUUUCUACAGCUCUGUGUCCCCAAACCCUGAAGCAUGCAUCACUUACCAUGAACACUGGCUGGCCUUGGCUCAGCAACUCAGGGACCGGGAGAUGGAGGGGAGGCUGCUGGAAUCCCUUGGGCAGCUCUACCGGAACCUCAACACAGCCAGGUCACUCAGGAGAUCCCUAACCUGUAUCAAGGAGAGCCUGCGUAUCUUCAUUGACAUGAGGGAGAGAGAUAAGGCGGCUGAGGCCUGGCUUGGGGCUGGGCGCCUCCACUACCUCAUGCAGGAUGAUGAGCUGGUGGAGCUGUACCUGCAGGCAGCCAUCCAAACAGCCCUGAAGUCAGAUGAGCCCUCCCUGGCUCUCAAACUCUAUGAAGAAGCUGGUGAUGUGUUCUUCAAUGGAACCCGCAACAGGCAUCGUGCAGUGGAGUAUUAUCGAGCUGGGGCUGUUCCUUUAGCAAGGAGGAUGAAGGCAGUCAGAACUGAGCUCCGGAUUUUCAACAAGUUGACUGAGCUGCAGAUCAGCCUUGAAGGCUAUGAGAAAGCGUUGGAAUUUGCCACCUUAGCUGCCAGACUCAGCACAGUCACAGGAGAUCAGAGGCAGGAGCUGGUGGCCUUUCACCGCCUGGCUACGGUAUACUAUACCCUUCACAUGUACGAGAUGGCAGAGGACUGCUACCUGAAGACUCUGUCCCUCUGUCCACCCUGGCUUCAGAGCCCCAAGGAGGCCCUGUAUUAUGCCAAGGUGUAUUAUCGCCUGGGCCGACUCACCUUCUACCAGCUGAAGGAUGCCCACGAUGCCACUGAGUACUUCCUGCUGGCCCUGGCAGCAGCAGUCUUGCUGGAUGAUGAGGAGCUGCAGGACACCAUUCAGAACAGGCUGGAAGACAUCUGCCGGAGCCCCCUGUGGCACAGCAGUCCCUCUGGGCGCUCCUCAGAGAGAGCAAGGUGGCUGAGUGGUGGGGGAUUGGCUCUCUGAGGAGAGCUGCCCCGGCCCUGACCAGAUGACAGGGCAAGAAGCAGCCUCCCUGCCCUGGACUCCUAGGCACUAAUCCUGGAGGGUCCCAG
Orycteropus afer afer is the source of this 4052-nucleotide messenger RNA. It is a transcript of the gene SH3TC2, whose product is annotated as SH3 domain and tetratricopeptide repeats 2. NCBI's taxonomy places the organism in Eukaryota, Metazoa, Chordata, Mammalia, Tubulidentata, Orycteropodidae. Gene Ontology annotation, cellular component: recycling endosome. The record is from RefSeq and is a predicted model, not a curated record. Gene Ontology annotation, molecular function: protein binding. Gene Ontology annotation, biological process: regulation of intracellular protein transport; regulation of ERBB signaling pathway.